This is a messenger RNA of Coregonus sp. 'balchen', 14691 nucleotides long. Lineage: Eukaryota; Metazoa; Chordata; Actinopteri; Salmoniformes; Salmonidae. The record is from the annotation of a GenBank genome assembly.
AUGGCCCUGGAAGUAAGAGGGUUUGUCUGGGUGAGCAGUCCCCCAAAUCAGGCCUUUGACCUGGGCAGGAAUGCCUGGUAUGUGGGGUGAGCUCUCUCAAUUGGGCCUAACCUGGGUCAUUGACUGUAAUAGAUAAAAGAAUGCUGUUCACUUUAGACACUCUUUAGACACACUUAUUAAGGCACAACUUGCCUGAUUGUUAUUGGUUUGUGUAUGUAGUUUAUACUAAAAUUGUGAUGCCAUGUAGAUGGAUCAGGCAAGUUUGAAGUUGUUCUGCAAAUACAUGUAGUUCAAGUUCUGUACUGUAUGGAACGUAAUUGCUGGAAAAAGUACCCAAUUGUCAUACUUGAGUAAAAGUAAAGAUACCUUAAUAAAUGACUCAAGUAAAAGUGAAAGUCACCCAGUAAAAUAGUACUUGAUUAAAAGUUUAAAAGUAUUUGGUUUUAAGUAUACUUAAGUAUCAAAAGUAAAUGUAAUUGCUAAAAUAUACUUAAGUAUCAAAAUUAAAAGUAAAAGUAUAAAUCAUUUAAAAUUCCUUAUAUUAUGCAAACCAGACGGCACAAUGUUCUUGUUUUUUAUUUAUUUACGGAUUUGGCUACCAUGGCUAUGCCCCCAUUGGAUGACAAUGCCCCCAUCCACGGGGCACUAGUGGUCACUGAAUGGUUUGAAGAGCAUGAAAACGAUGUAAACCAUAUGCCAUGGCCGUCUCAGUCACCAUAUCUAAACCCAAUUGAACACUUAUGGGAGAUUCUGGAGUGGGCCUGAGACAACAAAACACCAAAUGAUGGAAUUUCUCGUGGAAGAAUGGUGUCAAAUCCCUCCAAUAGAGUUCCAGACACUUCUAGAAUCUAUGCCAAGGUGCUUUGAAGCUGUUCUGGCUCGUGGUGGACCACCGCCCUAUUAAGACACUAUGUUGGUGCGCCUGCUGGCUGACCCCGGUCGUCAGGUGAACGUGUUUCCUCCGACACAUUGGUGCGGCUGGCUUCCGGGUUAAGCGGGCGGGUGGUAAGAAGCGCGGUUUGGCGGGUCAUGUUUCGGAGGACGCAUGACUUGCCCUUCGCCUCCUGAGCCCGUUGGGGAGUUGCAGCGAUGAGAAAUUGGGGAGAAAAAAAAGACACUAUGUUGGUGCUUCCUUUAUUUAGGCAAUUGCCUGUACAUUCUCUCUGCAGGGAGACAAGAGGCCCUUCUUUGCUGUUUGUCCUUCUGUUUAGAUGUAUAAGGCUCCCUUCCCCAAUAGCCACAGACAGCCUUACAUGAGACAGGGCUACGGUACAAAAACAACAUUUCGAUUAUUUCUUUGUCUGCUUGCAAAGGACUAAUGUGACUCAUAUGUUCAGUUCACUGUGGGCCCAGUGAUUUGGGUCUUUGUGAGUUAUGAAGUAUAGACAUUACACACGCUCCUCUCCUGGAAAGCACUUUAGAGUUAAAGGUCUCAGCAGUCAGCCAGCUGGUAAGAUUAGUCAUAGACUAUAAUCAGCCUCUACAGCCUUUUUACUGGCUUUCAAAGAGAAUAUGACAUUGGCAAUUACAUUUUAUGUAAAGCCAUUUGAAGCUUUGAUGACAAAGGAUCUUGAAGUUACACCUAAGAUGUGACUUUGGUUUGUCAUUGAACAGUAUCUUUUCAUUACUCAUCCAAAGUAGUCCAUGCAAACACGCACACGCACGCACGCACGCAUACACACACACACACACACACACACACACACACACACACACACACACACACACACACACACACACACACACACACACACACACACACACACACACACACACACACAACAGAAAGGAGAGAGUAUUUUCUUCCCAUCUUAAUGACCUAAUUACAGUUAUAGCUUAUUAUAACUCAAACCUUAACAUCGUUUUUUGUUGUUGUGUGUGACCUCUCUUUGUUUUAGAAAAUAUUUAUUUGCCAAAUAGGACGAUGAAAGUGACACUUCCUUUGUUUGAAUCGAAGGAAACCAUGUUUGUUUGUUUUUGGGAAUAGGUCUGUUUCUUGUCUACAACUGGGUGCUGGAAGGUUUCUCCAAAGUGAACACUCACUGUUGUGUAGAAUAGUGUACUCAUUGUGUUUUGCUCACAGUCUGUCCACACUUCCUGUGUUUGAGUCCUACCGGUCUCUAGUAACUCUCUGUGUUGCUGGUAUGAACCUCACAGAAACUUAGUGUUGGCCUUAUAGUUCAUUCUGUCUGUAAAAUGCCAUUAUCCAAUAUAAAUCCAAUAAAUUGACCUUUGGUUGUCUGACAAUGCAUAGUCAUUAGUCAUAGUUUAGUGUAAGUGGUGGUCAUCCCCACUACAGCACCUCCCAAGUGAUAAUUCAAUCAUGGAGUCUUAGUCUUGGCACUGGUUUGAAUAUUUACCACGGUUGGAGAACACAGUUGCUCUCCCCACACUGUGGAGUGACCAGACCAGGCCAAUGUUUGCUGUCUGUCUCUCUGCUAAAGUAAUCACUGUUCCCUGUGUGUUCUUCCUGCUCUCUUCUAGGCCUCUCCCUCCAAAAGACCCAAAGCGGCUGUGAAAAAAAGAGCAGAAACAGUUAUCCCUGUAGCCAUUUUAACAUCUUCCCCUGAGGCCCCUCAGAACGUGCUGGUGGAGCCAGAAGCCAUGUAGGCAGUGUUGUGUAGAAUUGUGUACCCGUUGUGUUUUGCUCACAGUCCAUUCACACUCACUUCCUGUGUUUGAGCCAUAUGGGCAAAGAUUGUGGAUAAAUGAAGAUAGUUCACUCAGGCUGUUUACCAUAGACACCAAUGCAAUAGCAGCUGUGUCUGGUCUAGUUAGUUCAGUGACUUUCAUUGAACCCAAAAAAAAAAACCAGCGAGUGGGGUGUCUCACGUCCUCUUCCGUCUCUGCUAUGGGUCUCCAGUAGCUCUCUGGAUACACCAGAGAGGAAGAGGCGAUGUGAGAGAAUUUACUCUGGCCAAAAUCUGUCCACGAAAAUAAUACCAAGAAGUGAGGGAUUUUGGUAUGUAGGUCAAUGAGAGAGUGUCGAAUUUGGGGUAAACCGGAGUUAAGUUAUACUCAGAUAAGUAGGUCAUUUAGAAACGAGGUUCCUUGGAGAACAGAUGGAAGGCUCUCUCCCCAGCUGAUUGGUUCUUCUAACCCUAUUAAAGCCAUGAUUGGUUUGGUAUGCCCCUGACUUAGUUAUUUUUUUGUAAACAUUUUUUUUUUUACAGUGUCUUCACUUUGCGCUAUAAAAGAAGUUAGGAUUGGAUGGGAGAGUCACAGGUUGGACAUGCUCCCAAAUUCCUCAUCUUGGCUCUGCAGGGGAAUGUUUGCGCCCUCGUUUCCCUGAAGAGUCUUUCUUCUUGUUGUCUUCCACUCACGCUAUCCACCUCCCUCUGGGCACACAGAGAGAGGAGUCAGUCCAGACCAGACGCUCCAGCUGAGAAUGCAAAUCUGUGUGUGUGUUCAAGUGUGUACAGCUCCUCUGUUAGACAGCUCGAAGAUGGAAGUAUUUUCCCCAUCAGCUCUUGGCCUGUGGACCGACCCUGCCAUAAGUCUUCACAUGGACUAAUGAAAAUAAACGCCUGAGACAGGGGGUCUCGACCUGACCUGCAUAUCGUACAGUGUGUGUGUGUGUCUGUGCGCGCAUGCGUGCAUGUGUGUGUCAGACCUAGGUUCAAAUAGUACUCAAAAUCAUUUCAAAUGCUGGGCUUGAUUGGGCUUGCUGGGCGGCGCACAAUUGGCCCAGCGUCGUCUAGGGUAGGGGAGGGAAUGGCCGGCAGGGAUGUAGCUCAGUUGGUAGAGCAUGGCGUUUGUGACUUUUCUGUCGACUUAUCUUUUUGUCUGUGAAAAUCUCAACACACAUGCCAGCCAAGCAGUGACAUACCAGCAGAUACUUAUGAUUGUUGCUAAUAAUUUCCUGGAAUACUUAAGUAGGGCUGUGUGGCCGGGCAGGCAGGUCAACGGUGAGAGGUCGGAAGUCACUAGGCUCAGGCAGCUGAUGCUCUCUGACCUCCCGUCAUGCCAUCUGUGACAACAGGCUGCAGUCUGUACAUGAACCCACUCAUAUAUGCAUAGAAAACAUAAUAACAACAUAUUAGUGCCAUGCAGAUUCCAACAUGAAGGUAUUGUAUUGUGGUAUACUGGAAGAAUAGAGGGUCUCCCAUUCACCAUCCUGACCCACUACUCUUUUGUGAUGGAAGUUAGACCUCUUGGCUUCAUAGCAGUCUUGUUCAUUCUCUGUUUAGUUCAUCUCAGGGCUGUUCAAAGGACCACCAAAUGUUGGAUUCUCGUAGAUUGAUUUAUGUUUUCCUGAAUGGAAGGCCCUUUCUGGACAAUGCUGUAGUGUGUCACUCAAUGUUUUCUAUUUGUUUGGAGGAAUUUCCUGUUGUCUUCGUAACAGCAGAGCCUUGUGGGAAACAGUUGACCCGUAAAGGAAUAAAUCCCAGUCAAAUAGACAUUCCUCUGCCUCCUCUACGUGUGUGUGUCCUUACAAGCAUAGUAAAACAAGGAAAAUAUGGACAUGUGGGGACAUUUUGUCCAACCCCACAAGGAAAAAUGAUAUUUUAGGCUUAAGGGUUAAGGUUACAAUUAAGGCUUGGGUUAGAAUUAGGGUUUAGGGUUAGGAGUUUAGGGUUAGGGGUUUGGGGUUUGGGGUUAAGGUUAGGGUUAGGUUAAGUGUUUGGAGUUAGGGAAAAUAGGAUUUUGAACAGGAAUCAAUUGUUUGGUCCCACAAGGAUAGUAAAACAAACGUGUGUGUGUGUGUGUGUGUGUGUGUGUGUGUGUGUGUGUGUGUGUGUGUGUGUGUGUAUACAGUGAGGGAAAAAAGUAUUUGAUCCCCUGCUGAUUUUGUACAUUUGCCCACUGACAAAUAAAUGAUCAGUCUAUAAUUUUAAUGGUAGGUUUAUUUGAACAGUGAGAGACAGAAUAACAACAAAAAAAAUCCAGAAAAACGCAUGUAAAAAAGUUACCCAGUCCCUCCUGCAGCAAAGCACCCCCACAGCAUGAUGCUGCUUCACGGUUGGGAUGGUGUUCUUCGGCUUGCAAGCCACCCCCUUUUUCCUCCAAACAUAACAAUGGUCAUUAUGGCCAAACAGUUCUAUUUUUGUUUCAUCAGACCAGAGGACAUUUCUCCAAAAAGUGCGAUCUUUGUCUCCAUGUGCAGUUGCAAACCGUAGACUGGCUUUUUUAUGGCGGUUUUGGAACAGUGGCUUCUUCCUUGCUGAGUGGCCUUUCAGGCUAUGUUGAUAUAGGACUCAUUUUACUGUGGAUAUAGAUACUUUUGUACCUGUUUCCUCCAGCAUCUUCACAAGGUCCUUGUUCUGGGAUUGAUUUGCACUUUUCGCACCAAAGUACGUUCUAGGAGACAGAACGCGUCUCCUUCCUGAGCGGUAUGACGACUGCGUGGUCCUAUGGUGUUUAUACUUGCGUACUACUGUUUGUACAGAUGAACGUGGUACCUUCAGGCGUUUGGAAAUUGCUCCCAAGGAUGAACCAGACUUGUGGAGGUCUACAAUUUUUUUUCUGAGGUCUUGGCUGAUUUCUUUUGAUUUUCCCAUGAUGUCAAGCAAAGAGGCACUGAGUUUGAAGGUAGGCCUUGAAAUACAUGCACAGGUACACCUCCAAUUGACUCAAAUGAUGUCAGUUAGCCUAUCAGAAGCUUAUAAAGCCAUGACAUCAUUUUCUGGAAUUUUCCAAGCUGUUUAAAGGCACGGUCAAUUUAGUGUAUGUAAACUUCUGACCCACUGGAAUUGUGAUACAGUGAAUUAUAAGUGAAAUAAUCUGUCUGUAAACAAUUGUUGGAAAAAUUACUUGUGUCAUGCACAAAGUAGAUGUCCUAACCGACUUGCCAAAACUAUAGUUUAUUAACAAGAAAUUUGUGGAGUGGUUGAAAAACGAGUUUUAAUGACUCCAACCUAAGUGUAUGUAAACUUCCGACUUCACCUGUAUGUGUGUUGUGUUUGUGUUCUUUAGUCAUCUGGACACUCCAUGACAUAUUGGUCCAGUGUCUGUCUGUCUACCAUCUGCCCUAUAAAAGUGUGGGUGUCUUUUGUCUGACUGUGUUGGCUGAGAGAACAUGUGUCGCCAUGUGUGUGUGAGGACAUUUUCUAAAACAUUGUUAUGCUAAAGUCACUGUGGCUUAGUGACCCUCGCUGUGAAUGAAAGGUCACAGGUCAACGGGCUGUUCAGACUUCCAUCUGGAACUGGGGGUCUGGAUAGCAGUCUGGAAGAUUUAGAUAGCAGACAAAAGGGCAACACACUUCUCUCGCUCUCUCUUUCGUUCUCUCUCUCUCUUUCUCUCUCUGUGUGUUGGUGUGGAUGUGUUUGGGUUUGAGUGUAAAACAAAUAUAUAUAUUGAAAUAACAUGUAGUGUUUCUUAAAAUGUAACAUAUGUCAAGACAUCUAAAACAGAAUGUAAUGUUAUACACAUUAGAAAACCCUACCACUAGGAAGUGAAGGGCAUAUCGCCAUCUAGUGACUGCCUUCAUGAAAGCAUACUCUAUCUAUCUAUCUAUCUAUCUAUCUAUCUAUCUAUCUAUCUAUCUAUCUAUCUAUCUAUCUAUCUAUCUAUCUAUCUAUCUAUCUACAGUUGAAGUCGGAAGUUUACAUACACCUUAGCCAAAUACAUUUAAACUCAGUUUUUCACAAUUCCUGACAUUUAAUCCUAGUAAAAAUUCUCUGUCUUUGGUCAGUUAGGAUCACCACUUUAUUUUAAGAAUGUGAAAUGUCAGAAUAAUAGUAGAGAGAAUGAUUUAUUUCAGCUAUUAUUCCUUUCAUCACAUUCCCAGUGGGUCAGAAGUUUACAUACAAUCAAUUAGUAUUUGGUAGCAUUGCCUUUAAAUUGUUUAACUUGGGUCAAACGUUUCGGGUAGCCUUCCACAAGCUUCCCACAAUAAGUUGGGUGAAUUUUGGCCCAUUCCUCCUGACAGAGCUGGUGUAACUGAGUCAGGUUUGUAGGCCUCCUUGCUCGCACACACUUUUUCACUUCUGCCCACAAAUGUUCUAUAGGAUUGAGGUCAGGGCUUUGUGAUGGCCACUCCAAUACCUUGACUUUGUUGUCCUUAAGCCAUUUUGCCACAACUUUGGAAGUAUGCUUGGGGUCAUUGUCCAUUUGGAAGACCCAUUUGCGACCAAGCUUUAACUUCCUGACUGAUGUCUUGAGAUGUUGCUUCAAUAUAUCCACAUCAUUUUCCUUCCUCAUGAUGCCAUCUAUUUUGUGAAGUGCACCAGUCCCUCCUGCAGCAAAGCACCCCCACAGCAUGAUGCUGCCACCCCCGUGCUUCAUGGUUGGGAUGGUGUUCUUCGGCUUGCAAGCCACCCCCUUUUUCCUCCAAACAUAACAAUAGUCAUUAUGGCCAAACAGUUCUAUUUUUGUUUCAUCAGACCAGAGGACAUUUCUCCAAAAAGUGCAAUCUUUGUCCCCAUGUGCAGUUGCAAACCGUAGUCUGGCUUUUUUAUGGCGGUUUUGGAGCACUGGCUUCUUCCUUGCUGAGCGGCCUUUCUGGGUAUGUCGAUAUAGGACUCAUUUUACUGUGGAUAUAGAUACUUUUGUACCUGUUGCCUCCAGCAUCUUCACAAGGUCCUUUGCUGUUGUUCUGGGAUUGAUUUGCACUAUUCGCACCAAAGUACGUUCUAGGAGACAGAACGCGUCUCCUUCCUGAACGGUAUGAUGGCUUCGUGGUCCCAUGGUGUUUAUACUUGCGUACUAUUGUUUGUACAGAUGAAUGUGGUACCUUCAGGCGUUUGGAAAUUGCUCCCAAGGAUGAACCAGACUUGUGGAGGUCUACAAUUGUUUUCUGAGGUCUUGAUUUUCCCAUGAUGUCAAGCAAAGAGGCACUGAGUUUGAAGGUAGGCCUUGAAAUACAUCCACAGGUACACCUCAAAUUGACUCAAAUGAUGUCAAUUAGCCUAUCAGAAGCUUCUAAAUUUAUGACAUAAUUUUCUGGAAUUUUCCAAGCUGUUUAAAGGCACAGUCAACUUAGUGUAUGUAUACUUCUGACCCACUGGAAUUGUGAUACAGUGAAUUAUAAGUGAAAUAAUCUGUCUGUAAACAAUUGUUGGAAAAAUUACUUGUGUCAUGCACAAAGUAGAUGUCCUAACCGACUUGCCAAAACUAUAGUUUGUUAACAAGACAUUUGUGGAGUGGUUGAAAAACGAGUUUUAAUGACUCCAACAUAAGUGUAUGUAAACUUCCGACUUCAACUGUAUGUUAUAAGCUAGUGAGCAAAAUGUAAAAUGUGGUCACUUGUGAUCACAAUAGAAAAUGAUCCAUGUCAAUACAUGAUAUUAUGUUAUGGAUUUAAUUGUGCAGAAUUUACAGUUACAAUGUUAUCUGACUCAGCCAAGUAGACCAGGUUCCGGUAAAAUCACCUCUUUUUCUAAAUCUAACAUUACUCAAGAAUUGUAUAAUAAUGCAUAUUGCUCAAAUAAACCUAAAAUGACUGCAUUCCGGUCUAUUUUUGUACUUGUAAAUCUAGCUACUUUAGUCAACACUAGAUGGCGAUGGUCACCUUCAAUGAGAUCGCUCUGUUGUUUAUGGCGGCAGUAAGAAGGACCCUUUCCUAUUACUUAUUACUGUUCAUUCUUAUGAAUUUCCUUAGUAUUUCCUUGUAUCUUUCUGAUGGUGUUGAUUAGAAGAAUGGAUGUAAUCUCUAUUUCUUUGCAGGAGGAGAUGUUCGUCAUUUGAAUUUAUAUAGGAGAUGUUCAUACAUCAUCACACAAGUAGAAGGCAUCAGACAUAGAAUCUCCCAUGUCUUCUGUGUCUCUGCCUAUAGGAGGGGAAGAGCAAGUCCAAGGUGUGUGCCAAUGUGUUCUGUGGGGCUGGCAGGGAGUGUGCUGUGACAGAGAAAGGGGAACCUUCCUGCCUGUGCAUCGAGGUGAGUUUUAGCGUAUACACACACGCGCAGGCAGGCACGCGCACACACACACACACGCAUGCACACACACAUUCACACACACACAUUCCUGAAAAAGACCAAAUGUCUCACAGCUCAGAGUGAAAACGGGUGUGCUCUCUCUCUCUCUCUCUCUCUCUCUCUCUCUCUCUCUCUCUCUCUCUCUCUCUCUCUCUCUCUCUCUCUCUCUCUCUCUCUCUCUCUCUCUCUCUCUCUCUCUCUCUCUCUCUCUCUCUCUCUCUCUCUCUCUCUGUCCUCAGCAAUGCAAACCUCAUAAGCGCUCUGUGUGUGGCAGUAACAGUAAGACCUACCGCAACCACUGUGAGCUCCACCGUGACGCCUGCCUGACCGGCCUCAAGGUCCAGGUGGACCACGACGGACACUGUGAAGGUAGGGGACACUGAAAUGAAUCCCCAGGUUGUGUAAGGCAUAGAAAAUAAUUACUAGAAUGGACAAAGCCCCUCAGACCAUGCACAUUUCAAACUCAAUAUAGCUACCGGUCCUCCCAUCACAGAGCAUUACCUUGAAUGGGAAAGUCUGUUCUGGGAAUUCUAUUUCUGAGGUCCAAGGAACAUUCUGCAAUAAAGAGGAGAUUAAGCGAAUCGUUUGCAGUUGUUUUGACUGUGUUAUGAUUUCUUUCAGAGACAAAGACAGACAAAGCUGUUGCUGCUAGCCCAAGUAAGUAUACUGCUCAAGGUCAUGGGGCCCAUUGUCUCAGAGAGGUUAAUGAAUAAUUGAUUAAUAAUAGCAGUAUGUUCAUUUUAUGCUAUCCUUGCAUGCACUGUGGAAGAUACACUGUUGGAUAUUCCUUUACACUUUCACACAACAGCUAUGCACUCAAGGGAAACACACAGACACACACACCCACACUCACACCCAGCCCCCCCAACACACACACACACACAACACAACACACACACAAACAGCAGUACUCUCACAUACUUAGUUCCAGUAAAAACACACUGUAAAUAUUAGCGAGUCUGUAUAAUUAUUCAGUUGUCUGCAGUACUGACCCUCUCCACUCUCUCCCUCUCUGCCUGUGUAGUCGUGUGCUACCUGGCCAACAGGAACGAGCUGCGCAGCCGGGUCAUCCAGUGGCUGCAGAAUGAGGUGGUCCCUGACGGCUGGUUCGCCAAGGGCUCCAACUUCUCUGACAUCCUGCUCAAGUACUUCAAGGUAGGUCGGACUUGUGUGUGUUUGUGGGGUUGGGUGGGUGGGUGGGUGGGUGGGUAGGUGUGUGUGUGUGUGGAGACAUAAUACUUUCAUAGUUUAACUACUGCUGUAAAAUAAUGGAAAACUGCAGGGAAAAGUACCGAACAGCUUAUUAAAGUGGAAUGGAGUAUUUAUUUCUAAAUGGUCCUGUCCUAGAAAGUCCUCCGCUGUCCUCAUCUUAAUAAAAUGGCUAAGAUUACAAUCCGUUAGCAUUUAUGGCAAACCCAAUGACUCUGGAAGCAGCAGAAUGAAACAUUUCACUUGCAGCAGCUCUACUGAGACAGAAUAUGUUGAAAGUUCACUGAGUUCUCCCCCUCUGUCCAUUAGUUAUUUAUUUUGUUCUGUGGGCCAAGAGACACAGCAUAGAAAAGGCCCCACAGCAAGCACAGACUGUUUAACAUUCUUCCCACUGCCCAGCACUUGAACACAUAACAGCAGUUAUGCAACAGCUCUCGUACACUGGUCCCCCAAAGAAUCAAGAUCAUCUCCCCCUGUUUGCCUGUGUGGUUAACACUUCACACAGAAAGCCCAUAUUAGAGCUCUGAUGGUCGUCUCCACCAUUUAUUUUCAUACUCAAUAAAGCAAAAAUAAUCAUACUAAAGAGUGGUGGAAUUCCACUCUCCUCAUAGGCUCAAAAUGAAAAUGUAUGAAUUAAUAUUCCUACAGGACUACGACAAUGGAGACUCCCAGCUGGACUCCACUGAGUUCCUUAAAUUCCUCCAGCACAACGAAACAGCCAUCAACAUUACCUCAUAUGCUGACGAGGAGAACAACCGCCUGCUCAGGUGAGACUCAACCACUUGCCCAGAGUCAGUAGCACACAGCUGUCAAUCAUCACAGACCAGCUCAGAUGACCUCCACCCACUGUUCGAUACUCAGUGAGCCCAAAUAAUAAUCGGGUAACACUUCACUUAAAGCCUGCAGGUGUAAUGCAUUCUGAGGCAUUGGUAAUGCAUUGCAAGUCAUGAGCAUGUAUGACCCGAUUAUUAUCUUAUAAUCAUGUCAUGAUGAUCCUGACUAAAUACCAGCCAUUUUGAUGUUUAUACAUAUAAUGCCAAGUGUUACUUACUGAUAUUUGCAUAGUGCAGUCCAUCAAAUUCUGUAGAAUUCAGUUGUUCAGUUGUUGCCCUAAUCAAAGUGUUAAUUAAACUGUUAGGUUCUUAUUGUCUAAUCUCACCCUGCUGCACCUUUGCAGCCAUGGUGAGUGUUCUGUAGAUUACUACAGUUUUGACUGUAUGUAAUCAUCAAAUAAUGUAAUUGAUAAGACUAGGAUGAGUGAUGUAGAUUUGUUAUAUCACAGUUGUUUACAUGGUGACCUCGAGACAGGGUGUACAGGGGCGGGGGUGGGGUAGGGGGAUGGGCAAUUUGGGGGGGGGCUGAAAGUGCUGUUUUGGCAGUUCUGCCAUGUUGAGUUGGCUUGUUUUGAUGGGAAGUGGUGGUGGGUCGGGGUGGGAAUGGGGCUGGGGCUCAGUGGCACCACACUGGCUGUCCCGUGGGACCAUACCCCUCUCCCAUGCAUCAUGGGUCUGGGCACGGGCGCAGAGACCGACACAGGGAUUUGGGCAGUAUCAACUCUCAUUCAUGUGUGGAAUCUUCCCUCCCAAUGUGUGUCGGCUGGCUAUCUGGGGUCAUCUGUGAGAUAGGCCAGAGUUAAAGGGCAACUGGACUGGCAUUAGCCUGAUCCCAGAUCUGUUUGUGCUGUCUUGCCAACUCCUAUGGUCAUUGUCAUUCCAAUGUUUUAGUUUCAAAAGACGCCAAAAACAAAAUAGUGAGGCAUGGCUUGGUUUAGGCAUGGUUUGGUUUAGGCCCAGUCUAAGGAACAUUGAGGAACAUUGGCAGUGCAUUCGGAAAGUAUUCAGACCCCUUCCGGUUUUCCACAUUUUGUUACGUUAUUCUAAAAUUGAUUAAAUUCAUUUUGUUCCUCAUCAAUCUACACACAAUGCCCCAUAAUGACAAAGCAAAAACAGUUUUUUUUAAAAAUUUCUGCUAAUGUAUUAAAAAUAAAAAACGGAAAUACCUUUGAACGGGGUAUGGUAGUAGGUGCCAGGCGCACCGGUUUGUGUCAAGAACUGCAACGCUGCUGGGUUUUUCAAUGCUCAACAGUUUCACGUAUGUAUCAAGAAUGGUCCAUCACCCAAAGGACAUCCAGCCAAUUUUACACAACUGUGGGAAGCAUUGGAGUCAACAUGGGCCAGCAACCAUGUGGAACGCAUUCGACACCUUGUAGAUUCCAUGCCCUGACAACUUGAGGCUGUUCUGAGAGCAAAAGGGGCUGGGGUGCAACUCAAUAAUGUUUUGUCAACUCAGUGUAUAUGCUUUAGCUCCAGUGAAAUGGUAGUAACAGUAGUCUAUUUUGCUGUAUUUCCCUCCUGUGUCUUAUUGGCCCUAUUGUUAAUGCCCGCACCUCUCCUGUUGGUCUCUAGAAGCCUGUGUGUGGAUGCCCUCAUCGAGCUCUCAGAUGAGAACACGGACUGGAAGUUGAGCUUUGAUGAGUUCCUAAACUGCUUCAAGCCUGGCUUCAACCCACCAGAGAGAAGUAAGACUUACACCAUAUACAGUAUCUUCCUGUUAUGUUUUUUUAUGUCCAAUGUUCAAUCCCUACGUUUUUUAAAAUGUGAUUUGAUUAUUAGACCAUUUUAAAAACACACAAAAAAAGACACGUUAAUAAAUAAAAUACUUUUACCAAAUCAAAUAUGCAGUGCAUUCAGAAAGUAUUCAGACCCCUUUACUUUUUCCACAUUUUGAUACGUUACAGCCUUAUUCUAAAAUGGAUUCAAUUGUUUUCCCCCCCUCAUCAAUCUACACACAAUACCCCAUAAUGACAAAGCAAAAACAGGUUUUUAGAAAUUUAGGAAAUAUUACAUUUACAUAAGUAUUCAGACCCUUACUCAGUAAUUUGUUGAAGUACCUUUGUCAGCGAUUACAACAUAGAGUCUUCUUGAGUAUGACGCUACAAGCUUGGCACACAUGUAUUUGGGGAGUUUCUCCCAUUCUUCUCUGCAGAUCCUCUCAAGCUCUGUCAGGUUGGAUUAUUUUCAGGUCUCUCCAGAGAUGUUCAAUCGGGUUCAGGUCCGGGCUCUGGCUGGGCCACUCAAGGACAUUCAGAAGCCACACCUGCGUUGUCUUGGCUGUGUGCUUAGGGUCGUUGUCCUGUUGGAAGGUGAACCUUUGCCCCAGUCUGAGGUCCUGAGCGCCCUCAAAGCUCAUCACUAAGAUAAGGACCCUGGGACUAAACACCUCUCUCUGCAACUGGAUCCUGGACUUCUUGACGGGCCGCCCCAAGGUGGUAAGGGUAGGUAACAACACAUCUGCCAUGCUGAUCCUCAACACGGGGGCCCCUCAGGGGUGCGUGCUCAGUCCCCUCCUGUACUCACUGUUCAUACAUGACUGCAUGGCCAGGCACGACUCCAACACCAUCAUUAAGUUUGACGACGACACAACAGUGGUAGGCCUGACCACCGACAACGAUGAGACAGCCUAUAGGGAGGAGGUCAGAGACCUGGCCGUGUGGUGCCAGGAUAACAACCUCUCCCUCAACGUCAUCAAGACAAAGGAGAUGAUUGUGGACUACAGGAAAAGGAGGACAGAGCACGCCCCCAUUGUCAUCGACGGGGCUGUAGUGGAGCAGGUUGAGAGCUUCAAGUUCCUUGGUGUCCACAUCACCAACAAACUAUCAUGGUCCAAACACACCAAGACAGUCGUGAAGAGGGCACGACAAAGCCUAUUCCCCCUCAGGAAACUGAAAAGAUUUGGCAUGGGUCCUCAGAUCCUCAAAAAGUUCUACAGCUGCACAAUCGAGAGCAUCCUGACUGGUUGCAUCACUGCCUGGUAUGGCAACUGCUCAGCCUCCGACCGCAAGGCACUACAAGGUAGUGCGUACAGCCCAGUACAUCGCUGGGGCCAGGCUUCCUGCCAUCCAGGACCUCAGUGGACCAGGUGGUGUCAGAGGAAGGCCCUAAAAAUUGUCCAGCCACCCUAGUCAUAGACUGUUCUCUCUGCUACCGCACGGCAAGCAGUACCAGAGCGCCAAGUCUAGGUCCAAAAGGCUUCUUAACAGCUUCUACCGCCAAGCCAUAAGACUCCUGAACAGCUAAUCAAAUGCCUACCCGGACUAUUUGCAUUGCCCCACCCCCCCCCCCCACCCCCUCUUUUACGCUGCAGCUACUCUCUGUUUAUUAUCUAUGCAUAGUCACUUUAACUCUACCUACAUGUCCAUAUUACCUCAAUUACCUCGACUAACCUGUGUCCCCGCACACUGACUCUGUACCGGUACCCCCUGUAUAUAGCCUCGCUACUGUUAUUUUACUGCUGCUCUUUAAUUAUUUGUUAUUUUUACUUUUAUUUAUCUAUUUUUUAAUUAACACUUAUUUUUCUUAAAACUGCUUUGUUGGUUAAAGGCUUGUAAGUAAGCAUUUCACUGUAAGGACUACACCUGUUGUAUUUGGCGCGCGUGACAAAUACAAUUUGAUUUGAUUUGAUUUGAGACUGCUUCAUUUCCUGUGAUGUCCAUUGACUUCCUGUUAUCCACUUCUUGCUUCCUGUAGAGUGUGCCCUGGAGGAUGAGACCUAUGAGGACGGGGCAGAGACUCAGGUGGAGUGUAACCGCUGUGUCUGUGCCUGUGGGAACUGGGUCUGCACAGCU